AUGAUGCCAGCACCGGAAGAUAUCUACAAGAAUGACGUCGACUUUACCACGCUGGCGCUGCAGUACCCUGACUUUGCAAAGAGGCUGAAAUCAAACCGCCAACUUGACUUCUCGGACCCGGAGAGCGUGAGACAGCUCACAAAAGCUCUUCUACACCGAGACUUCGACCUCUCCAUUGACUUGCCUGAUGACAGGCUGUGUCCGCCCGUCCCCAACCGCUUCAACUACAUCCUGUUCAUCCAGCGUCUCCUCGAUACCACGGCGCCUGAUUUCCACGACGGCUACGACCCCGACAGACAGGUGAUCGGGCUUGAUAUUGGAACAGGCUCUUCCGCCAUCUACCCGCUUCUAUCCUGUCGUCAGCGGCCGAAAUGGCUAUUCCUCGCCACCGAGAUCGACGACACGAAUCGGAAUUAUGCGUCGAAGAACAUCGCGGCGAACCACUUACAGUCACGUAUCAAAUUGAUCGAUACCGACAUGAGUGGCCAGCAAUUGAUCCCGAGCACAGAACUGGAACGAUUUGACCGGCUCGACAUUCUGAUGACGAAUCCGCCAUUCUACGAGUCCGAAGCGUCCAUGCUAGCCUCGGCACGGUCGAAAUCCCGUCCUGCAAACUCCAGUUGCACAGGCGCACCCAUCGAGAUGAUAGUCCCUGGCGGCGAGGUGUCGUUCGUCAGUCGGUUGAUUCUCGAAUCCGCCCUUCCCAAGAAUCGAUCUCGCAUCCAAUGGUUCAGCGCCAUGCUCGGUAAACUCUCCAGCGUCGGCAGCAUAGUGGACAAAUUGCGGGAAAAAGGAUGCACGAAUUUUGCCGUGACCGAGUUCAUCCAAGGCCAGAAGACGAGACGCUGGUGCGUGGCAUGGAGCUGGCUCGGCUUGCGGCCCAGCAUGGCUGUAAGCCGGGGCGUCGUUGGCAGUUCUGGUGUUGAGAAGAAAUAUCUUCCUGCUCCGACAGAGAUGGAGUACGACAUGCCGAUGACCUCCAUGGACGGGUUGUCUGUGGCCGAGAAGCGUGUGAACGAGGAGAUCGGCAAGUUGCUGGGAGCCGGGGCCGGAGUCUUGUGGAAGUACGUACACGCCAGACGGGCUGGGAUGCUGAUGAGCAAAGAAGGUGAUGUUUGGAGCAGGAAGGCCAGACGGAAAAAGCUGCACCAUCACGACCACCAACAUCACCAGGCGGAAGACGUGGACCAGGAGAUGAAGGAUCAUUCCGUGGAGCAGGAAGACGCUGAAGACGCUGAAGGCGAGGGUUCCAAUGACGAAGACGAACUAGACAAAGAGCCCGCGCUCGUGGUACGCAUCGAACUCUCCACGCCUUCUUCCGAGUAUGGUUCUUCAAGCAAUCAGGCAAAGACCAGAAUCCGUAUCCGACAUCUCCAGGGCCACGAUCGGGUCCUGUUUGAGAGUUUCUGCGGCUGGUUGAAAAGGAAGGUGUCGUAA
Exophiala xenobiotica is the source of this 1437-nucleotide messenger RNA. RefSeq lists its product as uncharacterized. The coding region runs from base 1 to 1437 and encodes 478 amino acids. The transcript has 7 exons. Gene Ontology annotation, cellular component: nucleus. Gene Ontology annotation, molecular function: 23S rRNA (adenine(1618)-N(6))-methyltransferase activity. NCBI's taxonomy places the organism in Eukaryota, Fungi, Ascomycota, Eurotiomycetes, Chaetothyriales, Herpotrichiellaceae. Gene Ontology annotation, biological process: rRNA base methylation. The record is from RefSeq and is a predicted model, not a curated record.